This is a messenger RNA of Siniperca chuatsi (mandarin fish), 2048 nucleotides long. It is a transcript of the gene serpind1, whose product is annotated as serpin peptidase inhibitor, clade D (heparin cofactor), member 1. The transcript has 7 exons. Gene Ontology annotation, biological process: blood coagulation; negative regulation of endopeptidase activity. Gene Ontology annotation, molecular function: serine-type endopeptidase inhibitor activity. The coding region runs from base 106 to 1620 and encodes 504 amino acids. The record is from RefSeq and is a predicted model, not a curated record. Lineage: Eukaryota; Metazoa; Chordata; Actinopteri; Centrarchiformes; Sinipercidae.
GAGGAGCCCACAUCAAAGUUCAGUUUUGUAUUCAAUUCUUUGCUCUUAGUCCUACAAGCAGAAGCAACACAGCAUAUCCCGCCAGCACACAGUAAAGCCUUUAGGAUGUGGGUCAUCACUGUCAUCUCUGUGGCCUGCCUGCUGGUGAGUCCAUCCCUGGCUGGGAUCAAAGACCUCAGCUCUCAUUUUACUGACCCUCAGCCAGACCCCAGAGGCUUUGAAGGGGACACAGUGGAUAUAGAGGCCAUCCCCUUGGAGUUCCACAAAGAAAACACUGUCACUAAUGACCUAGUUUUUGAUGGCUUUGAGGAUGAAGAUUACAUUGAUUUUGAUAAGAUCCUGGCUGCGGGCAGUGACGACUACAUUGAAGGGGAUGAGAUAGAUGAGAUUGCCACACCAGCCCCAGACAUUGACAUCUUUGCCGAACCCUCCGACCCAAAGAUUCGCCGUGCCAGACUCCUACGGCUGUUCCAUGGUCGGUCUCGCCUUCAACGCCUCAACAUAGUUAAUGCCCAUUUCAGUUUCAAGCUCUAUCGAAGUCUUCGUAACCAUGUCAACCAGAGUGACAACAUCCUGCUAGCACCUGCUGGGAUCUCCAUCGCUAUGGGGAUGAUGUCUUUAGGGGCAGGACCUGGAACCCAUGAUCAGAUCUACAAAGCUCUGGGAUUCGCUGAGUUUGUCAAUGCUAGCCACCACUAUGACAACACAACAGUGCAUAAGCUCUUCAGGAAGCUGACACACAGGCUCUUCAGGAGGAACUUUGGUUAUACACUACGCUCUGUAAACGAUGUCUACGUAAAGAAGGAUGUCUCAGUGAAAGAUGCUUUCCGUGCACAGACAAAGGCUUAUUAUUUUGCAGAGCCGCAGUCAGUGGACUUCAGGGACCCUGCCUUUCUAGACAAGGCCAACAGUCGCAUCCUGAAGCUGACUAAAGGGCUGAUCAAGGAACCACUCAAGAGUGUGGACCCAAAUAUGGUGCUGAUGCUGCUCAACUACCUGUACUUCAAAGGUACAUGGGAACAGAAAUUCCCCAAAGAAAUGACUCACUAUCGCAACUUCAGAGUUACUGAAAAGACAAAUGUGCGCGUGCCAAUGAUGACCAACAAGGGGAACUAUCUGGCUGCUGCCGACCACGAACUAGAGUGUGACAUCCUACAGCUCCCAUACACAGGAAACAUCAGCAUGCUCAUUGCCUUGCCUAGGAAGAUCACUGGCAUGAGGACUUUGGAGCAGGAGAUCUCUCCCACCGUUGUCAACAAGUGGCUCAGAAACAUGACAAAUAGGACUCGGGAGGUGGUGAUACCUCGGUUUAAACUGGAGCAAAACUAUGACUUGAUUGAAAAUUUGAAGGAGAUGGGCCUCACUGACUUGUUCCAGGAGAGUGGAGAUUUCUCUGGAAUGACCUCUGAAAAGGUUGCCAUGAACUGGCUGAAGCACCAGGGAACCAUCACUGUGAAUGAAGAGGGGACAGAGGCUGCUGCUCUGACCCAGGUGGGCUUCAUGCCCCUCUCCUCUCAGAUCCGCUUCACUGUGGACCAGCCCUUCCUCUUCCUUAUCUACGAGCACCGCACAGACUGCCUUGUGUUCAUGGGCCGGGUGGUCAAUCCUUCACAGACUUAAAGUUGACCAAAAAGCCCUUCUAAACAGCUAAACUAUUCCCUACAAAUUCCAUGUUUGGUUAGAACUUCCAACUAAGACAUUCCCUGGUUUUAAUAGCAGGAGUGUUAUUUUUUUAAUAGGCAGUUACUUCUAUUAGUAAAAAUAUGUAAAUGUAACAUCAAGUAAUGAGUCUUUAUGUGUAUGUAGUCUCUUAAUGAACAUUUAAACUUCUCCUUCAUAUUUCUCAAAGUGUUGUGAGUCUGUCGGAACGACUCAUUGAAAGCUUGUUAUCUGUCUGUUAAUGUUUUAUCUUAUGCAAUGAGGCUAGUGGAGAAAUGUGCUAAAAAAUGACAUUAUGUAACUGUCAUUACCCUAAUGUCAAACUGUAAUAAUUGCAGAAAGACUAUGGAAACACAAGAAAGGGGAUAAUAAAAUAAUACAUAACACUA